Frankliniella occidentalis (western flower thrips) is the source of this 3188-nucleotide messenger RNA. RefSeq names its product zinc finger and SCAN domain-containing protein 2-like. Lineage: Eukaryota; Metazoa; Arthropoda; Insecta; Thysanoptera; Thripidae. The record is from RefSeq and is a predicted model, not a curated record. Gene Ontology annotation, molecular function: protein binding.
GCUCCGUCGGCACACGGCCACACGGCUAGCUGACGGCUGACAACAAACGACAACAAUUUUCAGGCAGCGAGACUUGCAGGUUAUGUUAUGGCGCUCGGCGCCUCCCUUGCACCAGGACCCUCCGAGGCACCCCGCUACCCCAAGCGAGCCAGUCGGGGAACCAGCACGGAGCCCGAGCUACAGGACAGCGACGACCUGCUCUUCUGCGAUGACUGCCAGAAGGACUGGGCAGGGGACUGCCCGAAACACGGACCGCUGCUGGUCAUUGCGGACACCGAGGUCCCCUUGGGCCACCCCGAGAGAGCGCUCCUCACGGCGCCGACCCAGCUCGCGGUGGAGCUCAGCAAGGUCCCCGGCGAGUCGCGGGGCGUCUGGACCUGGGAGGCGGUGCCCAGGAGGGCGCGCUUCGGGCCGUUCGGAGGACGGCAACCUGGUGGCGUUCCGGCUCAAGGGCCGCCUGUACUAUCGGACGGUGCGCGACAUCCCCGCCAGCAAGGAGCUGCUCCUGUGCGGCGGGCCGUCCAGGGGGCUCCGCGGCGUCAACCUGCCCCUCCCACCCGCGCGGCCCGGGACUCGACGAGCGGCGGCGAGCACGCCGACGGUGAGCACCCGGUCGGUGAGCACCCCUACGGUGAGCACCCCCAUGGCGAGCAUCCCCACGGCGAGCACCCCCACGGCGAGCUCCCCCACGGUGAGCACUCUCACGGCGAGCACCCCGCCGGCGAGCACCCCAACGGCGAGCUCCCCCACGGUGAGCUCCCCGACGGCGGCCACGCCCAGGGAGGGCGCCACCACGGCGGGCACCCCUGUGGCGGGCACCCUCAUGGCUGCCACCACUACGGCAGACACGCCCACGGCUAGCACCCCCACGGCGAGCACCUUUCCCUGCAAGAAAUGCAACCUCUGUUUCGCGACCCCCAUUCUACUCGGCCAGCAUCGGGGCAGGUGCUCGAUCGAGCUCAGGCGGCGUAGCACCUGUGGCGGUGGCAUCUUGCUCAACUGCGGUUUGAAGAUAAAAGAAGAGCAGCCACUGGGGGAAGAGUGGCCGCAUGUAAUGGAUGUAAUAGAUUUGAACGAAGAGCUGCUACUGAUAAAACAAGAGGUGCUUGAGGGCGAAGAGCUGCAGGAGGGCGAAGAGCUGCGACAGGUGAAGGAAGAUCUGCGGCAGGUGAGAGUAGAGCUGCGCCUGGUGAAAGAAGAGCUGCGACAGGUGAAGGGAAAGAAGCUUGCAGUAGAAGAGGGGCCACGGCGACGAGAAGAAGAGUUGACGCGAGUAAAGGAAAAGGAGCGUGACGCUAUGCAGGAGCCGUCACGGCGACGGCCACGGCCCCGCCGACUGAAAGGAGGGUUGACGCGGGUGGAAAAGCAGCGCGACGUCAAAGAGGGGCUACGGCCACGGCGCCGAAGAGAAGAAGAGCUGCCACAGGUGAAGGAAAAGAAGCGUGGCGCUGUAAAGGGGCCACGGCGAGAGGAAAAUCUGCCACUGGUAAAAGAAAAAGAGCUUCCCGUUGAAGAGGGGCCACAGCGAGGUGAAGAGCUGUCGCGGGGAAAGGAAAAGGAGCGUCACGCUGAAGAGGGGCCACGACGAGGUGAAGAGCUGCCGCCGGCAAAGGAAAAGGCGCGUCAGGCGGAAGAGGGGCCACGGCGAGAAGAAAAUCUGCCACUGGUAAAAGAAAAGGAGCUUCACGUUGAAGAGGGGCCACAGCGAGGUGAAGAGCUGUCGCAGGGAAAGGAAAGGGAGCGUCACGCGGAAGAGGGCCCACGGCGAGAAGAAAAUCUGCCACUGGUAAAAGAAAAGGAGCUUCACGUUGAAGAGGGGCCACAGCGAGGUGAAGAGCUGUCGCAGGGAAAGGAAAGGGAGCGUCACGCGGAAGAGGGCCCACGGCGAGAAGAAAAUCUGCCACUGGUAAAAGAAAAGGAGCUUCACGUUGAAGAGGGGUCACGGCGAGGUGAAGAGCAAGAGCUGCCUCGGUCAAAGGAAAAGAAACGUCACGCUGAAGAGGGGCCACGGCGAGGUGAAGAGCUGCCGCGGGUAAAGGAAAAGGAGCAUCACGCUAAAGAGGGGCCUCGGCGAGAAGAAGUGGAGCUGCCGGACGGAAAAGACACGGCGUCACAGGAAAGAGAAGAGCAGCUUCUGGCAACAGAGUCUGUACAGGAUGACAGGCCCUGGAAAUGCCAAACUUGCGGCAAAGGGUUUGUUAGGAUUACCCAGCUCCGUAGACACAUAAAGAGGCACGCCGCUGAGAAAAACUUCGAGUGUACGACCUGUGGCAGACGGUUCCGCGAGCCCGGUGCUCUCAAGAGACACAUGAUGAUGCACACUGGCGACAAACCGCACACCUGCCCGACUUGUGGCGCAGGUUUCUCUGUCAGUGGCAACCUCCGCGCUCACAUGAGGACACACACCGGCGACAGACCUUACAGCUGCCAGGUUUGUGGCAGAAGUUUCUCUCGCAGUACCCAUCUCAACACACACACGAGGACACACACCGGUGAAAAGCCCUACUGCUGUCCGACGUGUGGCAAGGGUUUCUCUCACAGCAACUCUCUUCGCGCACACAUGCGGUCACACACAGGUGCAAAGCCCUACUUCUGUGAGACCUGUGGAGCUGGUUUCUCAAGUAGUUCCAAUCUCUCUGCCCACAUGAGGAGACACGCGGGUGAGAAACCGCACACCUGCCCGACCUGUGGCAAGGGUUUCUUGCGCAACACCGAUCUAAACACGCACUUGAGGUCACACACUGGUGAAAAGCCUUACUGCUGUGUCACGUGCGGCAAACGUUUUUCUAACAGCUCCUCUCUCUGCACUCACACGAGGACCCACACAGGUGAGAAACCCUACAGCUGCCAGACUUGCGGCGCAGAAUUCGCUAAAAGUUUCAAUCUUCGCGCGCACAUGAGGACCCACACUGGAGAGAAGCCUUUCAAGUGUCCAACGUGUGCAAAAUGUUUCACUCACAGCACCUCUCUCCGUGAACACGUGAGGACCCACACUGGAGAAAAGCCUUUCAAGUGUGCAACGUGUGCCAAAUGUUUCUCUCUCAGUGGCAACCUCCGCUCACACAUGAGGACUCACGCUGCUGAAAAGGCUUAUAGAUGUCGGACCUGUGGGAAAGGUUUCAGUUACAGCGCUACUCUACGUAGACACAUGAAGACACACCUGUGAAAUAAAGUGUUUUUUCAUUGUA